AAACUAUGCUGUUAACAGCUUUGUGACAGACAAUGGUGAAAUAUAUUGGAAAACAAUAAUAGAACAUGUACACUAUAGCAAGACAGAUCCUAGUUUGGAUUAUGUAAAAAGUGUGAGAUCGUUAGGACCUUUAUGUGAAUCUGUUCACUUGCAUUUACAAUCCCUUACCACGGAGCAAUUUGAAGAGCAGUUUGUGAUGUGGUUCCAGUGGACACGUUGCUCUGAGAUAUUUCUUGAAAUGUUUGAUAUUUUAAAAUGCCCACGUGGUACCGCAAUUGAGCUCAGUUUAAUGAAGCUUACGUCGUGUUUGGAACAAGCCUUGGGUGAUGUGUUCUUACUAAUUGGUAAAGAUUGUCCUUUUCUUCUAAGAGAUCUGCUUGCAUCUUGGGAACUUUCCACAAUAUUCGGGCAAUCUGUGAUGGAUGUCCUGAGAGUGUUCAUCGGGUCUCCAGAUGGUCUAAAUCUUCGCAAUAUUUUGUGGCAUGGAUUUGCAUCCCCUGAAGAAAUUCCUCCAAAAUAUUUUUCUAUGCUGCUUCUUUUAACUGUAGGAUUGGGACAACUGCUAAAGAAUUACCUUCUGCAAACUCAGUCUGAUUUAGUCCAUCGACCUUAUGUAUCUUUCACAAACCUAAAAGAGUUACAUGUUUUUCCUGAUCUUAGUCAUGAACAGCUCUCCUUGGCUGAAGAAUUAGUAGUCAAAUCUAGUAUUGUAUUAAGAACUGUGCUGCCUUUCUGGAUUACUGCACUAACUUCAUUCAGACAACACAGGUAUGCAGAAUGUGUUAUGUUGUUGCUUCCUCAGCUGGAAAGUGGACUUCGAUUACUUUUCACAACAGUUAAUAACUGUCCAAGCAGAUUAAUCACAGCUGAGUCCUCAUCUCUGUACACCACUUUUGAUGAGAUGCUAGCAAAACAAUUGAGCAAUGAAGAGGUCAACAAGCUUCCCUUGGUGCUUGGUGACUCAGCAAUGGAAUUUCUUUGGGAUUUCUUGAACCAUCAAGAAGGUCCACGCAUUAGGGAUCAUCUGAGCCAUGGAGAAAUCAGCUUAAACGAUUUCCCAAAAGAAAUAGCAAAUUCAUUGCUUGCCUUUUCUGUUACACUUCUGGGCAGAUUUUCCAAGGACAAGAUUGCUGACAUUAAGGAAGAUGCAUUCCUAAGACCACUGGCGAGCUGUGCAAAUAACUAUUGUUCCCAGUUUCAUCCAAUAGCUCAACUUAAGAAACAGGUACUGCAGUGUGUGAAAAGCAUUAAUUUAUGGUCUGGUCUUCCCGUAGUGCCAAAUGAACAAGAAAUGACAGGGUCAGAAGAAGACUCUGCAGCUACUCCAUGUAUAGUUAUGAUUGCUGAUGUUUUCUCUCUAGUACAAGUGUACUUGCCUCAGGAUGUCAAACUUCCAGAUGGUUCUGCAAACAGUCUUAUAACAGAAAUGUUAAUGAUGGAACUCUGCAGGAAGCCUGUUCGCAUCCUUUUUUGUCCACGGUCUGUUCUAGAAGUCACUGUGGUGCUCCGUCAGAUCUGUGCUCAGUGCCACCAAGUGUCACGUCAAGUAAUUUCUACUUGUGAAACCAGAUAUAAGCAAUGGAUAAACAAGUCACUGCGAUCACGCCAGAGGCACAAUUAUCUGCGCCUGAGGAGGAGCAUUAAAUGUUUAUCUCCAGUCUUCAAACUGAUUUUAAUCCUGAUUACUCUGGAAUUGAUCAGUAUUUGUACUGUGUGUGACAAGAAUCCUACUGAGUAUCAGCAGUACCUAAAGUUUUUAAAGUCGAUUUUGCAGUUUACUGAGAACUUAGUGACCUACACAAGCCUGGAGAAGAAUAAAUGGGAUGAAACUUUGAAGCUUACACACAAAGCUUUGAUAAAAAUCAGAACUUUCUUAGAGAAACCGCAAAUGCUCAUGCAGUUAGCUAAGUAA
Euleptes europaea (tarantolino) is the source of this 1912-nucleotide messenger RNA. It is a transcript of the gene ERMARD, whose product is annotated as ER membrane associated RNA degradation. Lineage: Eukaryota; Metazoa; Chordata; Lepidosauria; Squamata; Sphaerodactylidae. The transcript is spliced from 17 exons. The coding region runs from base 197 to 1912 and encodes 571 amino acids. The record is from RefSeq and is a predicted model, not a curated record.